Drosophila novamexicana is the source of this 1740-nucleotide messenger RNA. RefSeq lists its product as uncharacterized. Lineage: Eukaryota; Metazoa; Arthropoda; Insecta; Diptera; Drosophilidae. The record is from RefSeq and is a predicted model, not a curated record. The transcript is spliced from 4 exons. Gene Ontology annotation, biological process: proteolysis. Gene Ontology annotation, molecular function: serine-type endopeptidase activity. The coding region runs from base 105 to 1538 and encodes 477 amino acids.
CGGCGGCGGCGUCGGCGUCGGCUGCUCCCAACGACGCUUGGCCAGUGCAAGAGCGACAGUUGAGCGCGAGCGACGCGCCUGUCCAGUUCGUAGUCGGAUCGGCCAUGCUACGUGUUGUCGUCGUGUUAUCUGCGCUGCUUUGGCUCUGUUUAAGCAGGUGCUGCUGCGGCUAUUACAGCCUCCAGGUGGCUGAUUCCUGUCCGACACGUGGAUAUCUAAGCAGCUGCCAGCCAGCCGACCAGUGCUCGACGCUGGCACAGUUCAUCGAAAGUGGCCGGCUGUCGGCCGAUGCGGUGCUUAACUGUGGCUAUACCACGACCGGGGAGAAGAUUUGCUGUCCCCGCAAAGAAGGCAACAGCACGAAUCUGCGCUUCUCAGCCAGCGAAAGCAGAGACAACGAUACCCAAGCCACGACGCCGUCCUGGCUGAACAUAUUUAGGACCGAUCGAGAGUAUUUGGUGACCACGCCAGCGCCAGUUAGUUCGUCAAGCAUCGUAUUUCCGGACAGAGUCACAGGGACGGGCGCCGCCUGCCAGACGCCGCUCUACCAGGGCAAAUGUGAGGCCGUUUCCGAUUGCCAGAGCCUGGUGCCGCUGCUGCAGCAGCGCCGGCUGCGCGAUGAGGAUGUGCAAACAUGUCGCGACGGGACCAUCGAGGAGAUCAUUUGCUGUCCCACCAAUCUGCCGCUGCACGCGAUUGGCCAGGUGGGCGCUGAAACGCGUUUGGGCACAACUGCUGACGAUGAUGCGGCGGCCAUAGCCAAGGCCGUGGAGCUGUUGCCGCAUUACACGCAUCUGGCUGCGCUGGCGUAUCCGAAUGCCGCCUUCGAUGGACAUGUGCAUCGUUGCACGGCGUUAACCCUGACGCCGCAGUUGCUGCUCAGCGCCGCCGGCUGUGGGCAUGCCAGUCAUGCGGUCUUUGGUGUGGCGGAUAUGCGCGAUGUGGACGAAGAUGAGGACUAUCUGGUUGAUAUUACACGCGUGGAUACGUAUCGUCAGGACUUGGCGCUGCUGCGCUUGGCCCAGCCAAUGCCACUGGAUCAGCCGAAGGCUCCGCAUGCCACUCUGGCCCCCAUUUGCAGCCAGUUCGAACUGACGCGCCUCCAGGUCAGCGGACAGCUACUGGCCAGCGCGUGGGGCAUGGGCAAUGGCAGCGAUUGUCCGCUCUAUGAGCUGCCCAUGCGCCUGCUGAGCUCGGACGCGUGCAGGGACAUUGGCAAAUUGUCUGCGGUUCAGGAUUUGCCGUCGUCGCAUCUGUGCCUGGCGCCACGUGAUGUCGCCGCGCUGAGCGCCAGCAAUGCCAAUUCAUGUGCUCCAUGUCCGGCUGUUGUUGGCAGCGUGCUCCAUUUGCGUCGUCCCAGCGGCAGCCGUUGUGUGCUGGCCAUUGCCACGCCCACGGGCGGCAAAUGCAAUGCAGAGGCAAUGUAUUUUACGAGUCUGCUGGAUACACGGCUCGUGCACUUUGUCGAGCAGCAGCAACAACAAUACCAACAACAACAACAACAGCAGCAGAAGAGACAGCCAAGGAUGCCAAAAUGAAUUCGAUUUUAACGUGUUUCCACUGCACUGCAGCCAGAAGCUGCUUUCCAAAUGUGAUUAGUUUAUUCGUUAGCGUAUAAUAUAUAUAUAUUAUAUUAUAUUAUAUUAUUAAGUCUAAGAAAACGUACAUUUUGUAUGUGUACUUGUAGCAUAUUCAGAUGUAGACACUUAUAAAUUAUAUACAAACUGGUUUCCAGUGCAU